UUAAAAAAAGAAAAUUGAAAUUAUAUUGGGCGAACUGAUUCGAAGGGCUGGUUCGAGCAUCUGCAUCUCAGAACAGCCAGGCGUUGCUACGGCAAGUACUUGCUCUCAAGUAGCAAGUUCCCAUCAAUGGCUUCUCUAAUGUCUCUUCAGCGCUCUGGAAACUCCUUUAUCUCCUCUCACUUCAGACUUCCAUUAACCCCACAACCCCCGGCACUGCUAUCUUUCACUCCCACCCCAUCCAAACCUCUUUGCAACUACGCAAUUCCAAAUGCCCACAACCCCAGGGUCUAUAGCCACCGCGUUGGCGUCUCUCACCGCCAAAGCACUAGCACUCGGUCCAGUUCUCGGUACAAAAUUCACCCUGAUCUUUCACAGAGCAACAAGAAGAGCAGCUCGGAUGACCAACCAACGAACAGUAAUCUAAACAGCGAAAGUGCCAGAGACUCAUUGUGCCGUGAUACACCAAAUGUUGAUUUAAUGGGUUUGUGUAGGGAGGGUAAGGUUGAAGAGGUUGUGGACCUUAUGGGUCAAGGUGUUUGUGCCGAUUAUAGUGUUUUCUGUGCAUUGUUGGACUCAUGUGCAAAUUCUAAGUCGGUUGAGGUUGGGAGGAGGGUGGAUGAAUUCUUGAAACGGUCUCCGUUUCGUGGAGACAUGGAAUUGAAUAACAAAUUGAUUGAGGUGUAUGGGAGAUGUGGUAGUAUGAAAGAAGCACGCAGAGUGUUUGAUAGAAUGCGCGAGAGGAAUAUGAAUUCAUGGCAUUCGAUGAUAAAUGGGUAUGCAGUGAAUGGGAAGGGCAAUGAUGGGUUGUUGUUAUUUGAGGAGAUGAGGGAGGUUGGAUUGCAGCCCAAUGGGAAUACAUUUUUGGCGGUUUUAUCAGCAUGUGCUAGUGCAGAAGCUGUUGCAGAAGGGUUAAUACACUUCAAAUCGAUGAUGACUGACUAUGAAAUUGCUCCGAGAAUGGAGCAUUGUUUAGCGGUUAUUGAUGUCCUUGGGGGGUCUGGUCAUUUGAAUGAAGCAGAAGAGUUCAUUGAGAAAAUGCCGUUUGAGCCUGUGCCUGAGGUUUGGGACACUAUUAGGUAUUAUGCAAGAAUUCAUGGAGAUAUAGAACUUGAAGAACGCGUUGAGCAGUUAUUAGUUAGUCUUGAUCCUUCCAGAGCUGUCGCUGACAGAAUCUCAAUUCCCCCUAGGAAGAAGCAUUCUGCAAUUAAUAUGAUCGAGGAUAAGAAUAGGUUGAGUGAGUAUCGGUGUGCCGGUCCUUACAAGGAAGAGGCGUUUGAGAAGUUGAAAGGUCUGAAUGGGCAGUUGAGGGAAGCAGGAUAUGUGCCGGAUACAAGAUACGUGCUUCAUGACAUUGAUCAGGAGGCCAAAGAACAGGCUUUAAUGUAUCAUAGUGAGCGCUUGGCAAUUGCCUACGGUUUGAUUAGUACUCCGGCAAGGACAACUCUCAGGAUCAUUAAGAAUCUAAGGAUCUGUGGUGACUGCCAUAAUGCCAUAAAAAUCAUGUCCAAAAUUGUUGGGAGGGAGUUGAUUGUUAGGGAUAACAAGAGGUUCCAUCAUUUCAAGGAUGGAAAGUGCUCUUGUAGGGAUUAUUGGUAAAGCAGUUGACACCUUGAUGCUAAUGUAGAUAGUGCUUUCAUCGUACAUUAUGGUUCUACUGAGAUUCCUCUACCUUUUAACGCUAAAAAAAGUUCAGCAAUUUGCCAAUAUGUUGUACAUUAACUUUGAAACAGCGUGUGUUUGCAUGCUAAGAUUUACAUGUAACAAGGUAUGAAAUAUAUCUUCCUUUUGCUCCA
Messenger RNA from Carya illinoinensis, 1793 nucleotides. RefSeq names its product pentatricopeptide repeat-containing protein At2g15690, mitochondrial-like. The record is from RefSeq and is a predicted model, not a curated record. The transcript has a single exon. Lineage: Eukaryota; Viridiplantae; Streptophyta; Magnoliopsida; Fagales; Juglandaceae. Gene Ontology annotation, molecular function: protein binding; RNA binding; zinc ion binding. Gene Ontology annotation, biological process: RNA modification. The coding region runs from base 127 to 1596 and encodes 489 amino acids.